UGUUAGAUUCGCCCCGCAGGGAUAGCAGCCGAACUGGCCGCGAACGGUCUUUGCACUGGCCACAGGCAGGCGCCCCCCGGGGGCGAGAAGCUGCCCUAAGCAUGGAACUACAGGUUACUCUAAAUGUGACUUUCAAAAAUGAAACUCAAAGCUUUUUGGUUUCGGAUCCAGAAAAUACAACUUGGGCUGAUGUUGAGGCUAUGGUAAAAGUUUCAUUUGAUCUGAACACUAUUCAAAUAAAAUACUUGGAUGAGGAAAAUGAAGAGGUAUCCAUCAACAGUCAAGGAGAAUAUGAAGAAGCUCUUAAGAUGGCAGUUAAGCAGGGAAACCAACUGCAGAUGCAAGUCUAUGAAGGGCACCAUAUUGUUGAUGAAGCCCCACUUCCAGUUGUUGCAGAAAAACGGACAGUUGCCAGGCCAGGGAAGAAGCCACUUGCACAUUAUUCUUCACUAGUGAGAGUUUUGGGAUCAGAGAUGAAGACUCCAGAGGAGCCAACAGUACAGUCAUUUCCACUUGCUCCUUGUGACAGAAACCAGCCUCAAGAUAAACCCCCAGACUGGUUCACCAGCUAUCUGGAAACAUUCAGAGAGCAAGUGGUUAAAGAAACAGUUGAGAAGCUUGAACAGAAAUUACAUGAGAAGCUUGUCCUCCAAAACCCACCAUUGGGUUCCUGUACCUCAGAAGGCUCAAUGCCUGUUUCAGAGGAAACCCUGUUUUUUCCAGAAAAUCAGUUCAGCUGGUAUAUUGCUUGCAGCAACUGCCAAAGAAGGAUUGUUGGUGUGCGCUACCAGUGUAGCCUGUGCCCAUCCUACAACAUUUGUGAAGAUUGUGAGGCAGGACCAUAUGCCCAUGACACUAACCAUGUCCUGCUGAAGUUACGGAAGCCCAUUGUGAGUUCUUCUGAAUCAUUUUCUCAUUCAAAGUACUCUACUCCUCGACUCCCUGCUGCUCUGGAACAAGUCAGGCUCCAGAAACAGGUUGAUAAGAACUUUCUUAAAGCAGAAAAGCAAAGGUUACGAGCUGAGAAGAAACAGAGGAAAGCUGAAGUCAAAGAACUUAAAAAGCAGCUAAAACUCCACAGGAAGAUUCAUCUGUGGAAUUCAAUUCAUGGACUCCAAAGCCCUAAGUCCCCUUUGGGCCGACCUGAGAGCUUGUUGCAGUCCAAUACCCUGAUGCUCCCUUUGCAGCCCUGUGCUCCAGUUAUGCCAACGCUCAGUGCUGCAUUUGUGGAUGAGAACUUGCCUGAUGGGACUCACCUUCAACCAGGAACUAAGUUUAUCAAACACUGGAGAAUGAAAAACACAGGAAAUAUAAAGUGGAGUGCAGAUACCAAGCUCAAAUUCAUGUGGGGAAACUUGACUUUGGCAUCUACAGAAAAGAAGGAUGUUUUGGUUCCAAGUUUGAAGGCUGGCCAUGUGGGCAUUGUGUCUGUGGAGUUCAUCGCCCCAACCUUAGAGGGAACAUACACUUCCCAUUGGCGUCUUUCUCAUAAGGGCCAACAGUUUGGCCCUCGGGUCUGGUGCAAUAUCAUAGUAGAUCCUUUUCCUUCCUCGGAGAACUCUGAUAACAUUGAAAGGAGCAUGAUUAGCACAAGCAAAACUGGUGAUGUCACCUGCCAGCAAGAGGAAAUGUUUCCCCUAGAAAAAGAAGAAAAUGAAGUGACUCUGCAGUCAGAAGGAACAGGAACCAGCAGCACAUCAAAGACAAAGAGUGUUGCCAGUGAGAGAGAGCUCUACAUCCCAUCCGUAGACCUCCUGACCGCCCAGGACCUGCUUUCCUUUGAAUUGUUGGAUAUAAACAUUGUCCAAGAGUUGGAAAGAGUGCCCCACAACACCCCUGUGGAUAUGACUCCCUGCAUGUCUCCUCUGCCACAUGACAGUCCUUUAAUAGAGAAGCCAGGCUUGGGGCAGAUACAGGAAGAGAGUGAAGGGGCGGGAUUUAAAGCACUUCCUGUAUCCACAAAGAAGGUUGAGAACACUGCUUCUGUGGAGGAAGGAGAAGAAGACCUUAGUGGGACCCAGUUUGUUUGUGAGACUGUAAUCCGAUCCCUUACCUUGGAUGCUGCCCCAGACCACAAUCCACCUUGCAGACAGAAGUCCUCCCUGAGAGAAUUAAACCAGCAUUCCACAGAGGAACAGCAAACAAUUAUGCCUGAACUCUGCAGAAAGGAAUCCUCCUUGAAAUUUGCAUUGCCUGAAGAGGGACCACUUGGAGAUGAGAGAGAAGAGAUUGUCCAUAUUGCUGAGGAAGAAAUCGUUGUGGAGGAAGAAGAGGAACUCAAGGAUGAAGUUCAGAGUCAGUCUUCUUCGUCCUCAGAAGAUUACAUCAUCAUCCUGCCUGAGUGCUUUGAUACCAGCCGUCCCCUGGGGGAUUCCAUGUACAGCUCUGCACUCUCGCAGCCUGGCCUCGAAAGAGGAGCUGAAAGCGAGCCUGGAGUUGAGGCUGGUCAGGAACCGGCUGAGGCUGGGGAGAGACUCCCUGAAGGGGAGAGCCAGCCACAAGAGCAGAAUAUCAGUGAUAUCCUCAUGACCUCACAGACUCUGGAAACUAUGCCCCUAAUCCCAGAGGUUGUGGGGCAUCCACCACUGCUGCCCAGGAGCCCUCCUUGUGUACAACAUGGUUCCCUGGGAGUGGAUUUACCAGUUACCAUACCAGAAGUUUCUUCAGUCCCUGAUCAGAUCAGAGGAGAGCCCAGAGGCUCAUCAGGACUUGUACACAGCAGACAGAAGAGCUAUGAUCACUCAAGACACCAUCAUGGGAGCAUUGCUGGAGGACUGGUGAAGGGGGCUUUGUCUGUUGCUGCCUCUGCAUACAAGGCCCUAUUUUCUGGGCCACCAGUCACUGCACAGCCAAUAGUUUCUGAAGACCAGACAGCAGCUCUGAUGGCCCAUCUCUUUGAAAUGGGAUUCUGUGACAGGCAGUUGAAUCUAAGGCUGCUGAAGAAACAUAAUUACAACAUCCUGCAAGUUGUGACAGAACUCCUUCAAGUCAACAAUAAUGACUGGUACAGCCAACGCUACUGAGGAGUGACCUUGCAUUAAGUAACUGCCUGCUGCUUAGAGAUGAUUUUUAUUUGUCAUUGGGGGAUGGAGUAGAGACCCUUGAUUAUUUUUUAAUCUGAAAAAUCUAUAUAGAACCCAUCAUUGAAUUAUCAAGACACUACCAGUUAUAGUAUUUUUUGGAGCAAAUCAAAGACCACAACCUAAAUUUUUACUUUAGGAAUUAGAUGAGUAGUAGGAAGACAGUUUUUCAAUCAAUUUGGAUAAAACUCCUUUCUCAGUACAUUGAGGAGUGUAACUUUGACUUUCUGUAGGACCAUUGUUUUCCACUUGUAUUGAAGUUGGGUAUUCUUUGUUGGUUCAUGUGGAUGUUUUUAACGAGAUAGCUAUUAAAUGUCAGGUGUUUUUUUUCUUUUUUUAGAAAUUAGCCUUGGAAGUUAUGUUUAAGAAUUUUCAUAAUUUCUGUAACCAACCCCAAUCCUCAUAGGCAUAUGUCAUUGAAAAGACACCAGAGCAAGACAGAAAUAUUGCCACUCUCUUUCUCAAGAACAAACUCAUUUUCCUGCAGGACUUUGUAAGAGCACCUUGUUUCCUAGAGACUUCAUUGGUGCAUCUCAGUAUCUACCUUGCAAGAAUCUCAAAAGUCUGAGACAGUAUGCACCUGUUGAGCAGUGUCUUGUAGUCAUUUUGCAUAUAUUUUUCUUUUAUUUAAGGACAAAAACUUUAGGUAGUGUGAAAUAUUUUGCUGAUCUUAUAAAGAAAAAAAGUAUUACAUAAAGGGAAAGAGGAAUUUAAUAGUCACCUGUUUUCUAAAUGUCAGGGAAGAUCUUAUUUUAUAGUAGAGUGGGGGAAAUAGAAACCAGAAAUGCAAGCUGGCUCUUAUGUUAAUGUUCAGAAGUGUGGCACAGGAAAUGCUGUUGACUUAUUGAAUGUUUGGAAUCCAUUCAGAGAGACAUCUAGCCCUAGAAGUGUAGCUGCUGCUUGAACAACUUAGAUGGGGGCCAACUCACGGAUAAGUUUGGAUUAGCCCUAGAGAAUUGAGUGGAAGGAGCUGCUUCUAGGAGCUCAGUUGCUUCUAUUUGCAGAAAGGAAGUGUUGGACUCAUUGGUAUGGGAAAAGGUAACAGAAAAUUAAACUUUUUAUUCAUGAAAGUGGCUUUCAGAAAAGAUUAAAAAAAAAAAACUCCAGCUGGAGGGGAAAAGAUAGUUAAAAUAGUAUUAUUUAACCUGGUCGGUAUUUAUAAUGAAUGGCGAUUUUAAUUAGUCAUAAUGUUUAUUUACAGUAUAACUCUCGAAUGCUACUUAAAUAAACCAGAAUUCAGACCGCAA
Molecule: messenger RNA, 4327 nt
Organism: Dipodomys ordii (Ord's kangaroo rat)
Lineage: Eukaryota; Metazoa; Chordata; Mammalia; Rodentia; Heteromyidae
Gene: Nbr1
Product: neighbor of BRCA1 gene 1
Exons: 22
Coding region: 102-3023 (973 amino acids)
Biological process (GO): macroautophagy
Cellular component (GO): phagophore assembly site
Molecular function (GO): ubiquitin binding; zinc ion binding
Source: RefSeq, a predicted model, not a curated record